CAACAAGACCAAGCCUCCUGUCACAGGAACCAGCACUACUGAGUGGACUGCAGCCUGACGAGAAACAUGUCUGUGGAAACUUCAGUCACAUUCUCUCUUCUUCUGCUUAUGAUCUCAUCGACAGUGGCCCAGGACUGCUCCCAGUCCUGUGCCUGCCCUGCAGACCCCCCACCCUGCCCGGUGGGGACCAGCCUGGUCCUGGAUGGCUGUGGCUGCUGUAAGGUGUGUGCUAGGCAGCUGGGGGAGCCCUGCUCCCUGCUGGAGCCCUGCGACCACCACAAGGAGCUCUAUUGUGACUACGCACUGCUGAGUGACACUGAGACUGGCAUUUGCAUAGCUCAGGAGGGUCAGACGUGUGAUCUGGGUGGAGUGAUCUACCGCAGUGGAGAGUCCUUUCAGCCCAGCUGUAAGCACCACUGCGUGUGUAUGAAUGGAGAGAUCGGCUGUGUGCCCACAUGUGCCAGUGAUGUCUGGCUGCCCUCCCCUGACUGCCCGUACCCACGACGCAUCCACAUCCCUGGAAAAUGCUGUGAGGAGUGGGUGUGUGACCAGACACCUCAGGACCACCACUACCAGUCAGUGAUGGCCGGAGCUUCUCAGAUUCACCCCUUGCCCUCUUCAAAUCCUGUCUCGGUCUUCAAACAAGUGUCCCCACAUGAGCCAGUAGCAGAGAGUCCCAGAGAUAACUGCAUAGUCCAGACUACAGAGUGGAGUGAGUGCUCAGCCACUUGCGGCAUGGCCGUCUCGUCCCGCAUCACCAACGACAACCAGCACUGCCAGCUGGAGAGGCAGACCAGAAUCUGCAUGGUCCGACCCUGCAACAUCCAGCAGGACAAAGAUAUCAAGAAGGGAAAGAAAUGUGUCCGGACACCAAAGGCCCAGCGGGGGAUGCGCUUCGAGCUGUCGGGCUGCUCUAGCACCAGGCUAUACAAACCAAAGUUCUGUGGCGUCUGCACUGAUAACCGCUGCUGUACGCCUCACACUACCAUCACUGCAGAGGUGGAGUUCCGCUGUCCGGAGGGAGACGUCUUCAGGAAGAAGAUGAUGUUCAUCAAGACGUGCUCCUGCCAUUAUGACUGUCCACGAGAUAACGACAUCUUCCUGGCGUCCAACACACGGAGGAUGAUUGGUGACUACGACGACAACAUGUGACGGGAGGAUCACGCACACACACACAAACCCGAAUCAGGACUUCCUGAGGACCUUCUACAUUGACUGCACCAUUCCCCACCACUCCCCCAACUCUACCCUCAACCCUGACCACUGCACGCCUGACCUUUCAUCUAACCUAGCCUUUAAGUACAAUGAAUGUUCUAGUUGUAUUUUUGGUUUAGAGGAAGUUGAAAAGAUGAGUAGCUAUCAAGCCAGACUUCAUGUUGCUAUGAGAUGAGAAACAAUUCUCACACAAACACAUGAAACCGUAAAACCUGAAAGAACUCAUCAGCAGCUGUCUGUUGCUUCUGCUCACAGCUAAAGCAGCCAAAUUUAGAGACUGAAAGAAGAGAUGAAGAGCAAGACAUCUUUCCUUUCCUUUUGUUUAAUAUUUGUUUAGUUGAUGUUAAAAUGCAGCUCUAAGUCCCCAUAAUUUCUGACCAGUCCGCCAGUAAAGGUACACAGAUGCAUUUUGGUGGACAGACGCACUGACGAAGAAAUGUAAGGACACAUAUCAGAUGUUAUAACACAUAUGUAGUUUGUUUUAUCUCCAAAUCAAAAGAUAAACCCACCCUUGUACCAAAUGUUUGGUGUUAGUACCCCAGACCCAAAGAGAGCCCCAAAAUCUAGUUCAUUAAUUAUACAGAGAAAUGUAUCACAAAGAGGCAACAAUAAAUAUGUGCAACAAAUAAUCAAAGCUCAAAGGUCCACUUUCUAGCCUUCUGUAAUGUGAUAGCAGGUGGUUGAACAGUAUAUGGGGCAAGAUCAUAACACCUGUCUCAGUUCAAAGAUGGUCUCUGGUGUUGAAUAUUGUGUAAAUGAAGUCCCACUCUUACAUGACCCAACUGAGCAAAUUUCAUUUGUUGAAGAAGGGCAUGAAAAGUGGCUGAAAGCUCUUAAAAGAUAAUAAGUGGACGUUUGAGCUUAGAUUAUGUUACACAUAUUAUUUCUAAAGAUCAAGAAUUAAUUUCCAUGCUCAGAGAUAAAUAUGUCAGACCAAAAUACAUUGUGGCCAUGUUGCAUGGGACUUUUGCAUAGUAUUCAACAUGUUGAGCAUGUGGACAGGGCUGCUUCUAUAGAUGCUUAACUAUUUUUAAAAUUCAUGAGACUGACUUCCCUAACUGUCUUUCCUGACUUUCUUCAGGUCUGUAUUCCAGAGAUAAUGGCCUUCAAACUGUUUUCAUUGUGACAUCCAAAAUGUUUCACUUCUUCAGUUGACAAAUGGUACUUCUGAUUUUGUUUUUUAAGUUUGUAGUUGGGAGUCAAGAAUUUAAUUUGAAUGUAUAUUUGACAUGUAAAUGGUUGUUAUGUGGUGGUCAGAACCUCUGUACCUAUAAAAAUGACAGAGGUGAAAGAAAGUGGACUUUACAAUGCUUUACAAUAUUGGCAUUAUGAGCAUUAUUUUUAUCUUGAGAUAUUAGGAUAAUAGAUAAUGAAAAAAACAUUACUGUGAGAUUAAAGUCUAAAAAAAUUAUAGGAUAACCCCAACAGAAGAUAAUUAAAGUAAGACUAAAACACACUGUGGCAAUAGCACAAGUAGAGAAGAGUCAUAAAGUCAGUAAACUGACUCAGUAAAGUCACCUACAUGGCAAUAUCUGUUUAAAGUUUGACAGCUGCAAGGAUACUGGUGGACAAAUUGAGGUACAAGUGGAAACAAAUCGCCAUGAAAUGUUUAACUAUGCGAUUAGAAAAUGUAAUACAUAUUUCUGAGUAAUGACAACACAAGAAUCCUGGGGAUGUGUUUUUUAAUAUGAUAUACUUUUAGUCUUUUAUUUGGACAUUGAUGUGCCUCCUCAGACUAUGGAGGUGAAUUUUUGACCACUGAUAAGUCAUUCAGUGUCCAUCAUAUUUCUCUAUCCUGACAGUAUGGUCUAAAGACCAGCAGAGGAAAGAAAAACAUGUAGCAUGACUAAGGAAUUGCUGUUUCUUCAAUUAUUUACUGUUUAUUUAAAAAGAAGAAUGGACAAAUUUGGCAUUUGGCAAAUAUACCUUGUGUAAAUACUGUAAGACUGUGUACAGUUUUGUACUAUAAUUUAUGCAACUUGUUUAACACAGUGUUGUAGUUGUAUAACUGUAUCGUGUUGUUUUGGUUUUUUUCACUGUAACCACCUGACUAAGAUACUAGUGAGUUCUUGUCUGUUGCACUAUUGCCU
This is a messenger RNA of Thunnus maccoyii (southern bluefin tuna), 3305 nucleotides long. RefSeq names its product cellular communication network factor 2b (gene ccn2b). The transcript is spliced from 5 exons. NCBI's taxonomy places the organism in Eukaryota, Metazoa, Chordata, Actinopteri, Scombriformes, Scombridae. Gene Ontology annotation, biological process: cell adhesion; signal transduction. The record is from RefSeq and is a predicted model, not a curated record. Gene Ontology annotation, molecular function: heparin binding; integrin binding. Gene Ontology annotation, cellular component: extracellular region; extracellular matrix. The coding region runs from base 67 to 1152 and encodes 361 amino acids.